Molecule: messenger RNA, 1650 nt
Organism: Bactrocera latifrons
Lineage: Eukaryota; Metazoa; Arthropoda; Insecta; Diptera; Tephritidae
Product: kelch-like protein 5
Exons: 7
Molecular function (GO): protein binding
Source: RefSeq, a predicted model, not a curated record
AUGUCGCUUAGCGUAUCUGGACUACCGAAACCCGUUAAUGUACGCAAUGAUAUCCGUCAUAAUUGGGAGGUCAUGCAAAUUGUUUAUAAACUCUACAACGAACAGAAGUUCACGGACAUUUUAUUCGAGUUUCCUUACACGACUUAUAAGCUUACAGCACAUCGCCUAAUACUCGCCGCGGCAAGCCCAUAUUUUCUAGAACUCUUCGACAAUACCGAAGACGAUUGCAACUCGCUCACGGUAACGAAAAUGGAUAGUGAUACUUUUGAAGAAUUGGUGGUCUACUGCUACAACGGACAGACAGAUAUUACAGCUGGUAAUGCGGAGCGUAUGGCCAAAGGCGCUAUGCUGUUACGUUUAUACGAAGUGGUUGAUAUUUGUGUGAAUUAUAUGAUGAAUCAUAUAAGUGAUUUCUUAGUGCGCAAGCUGAUACCAUUGGCAGCGGAAUUGGACUAUGAAAAAUUUGAAACGCGCUUACUCGCUUAUAUUGUGAAGAAUUUUAAGGAGGUUAACAGAAAUGGCGAAAUAUUUGAUCUCAGUAUGACACAAUGGAAAUUCAUUAUAAAAGAACUAGACGUCAAUUCCCAAGUUUCCCAAGCGGAUAUAUUAUUGGCCAUCAAAGGCUGAUACGAGUACAAUGUCACUGAGCAUCAGCAAUACCUGCCCGAUUUGAUCGGUUCGCUUACACUUAGCGAAUUCGACAACGACUUCCUAAGACAGCAAAUCAAACCAUUACCCGGUUGUGAAGGUUUGGCAACAGAAGCACUUAAGAAACGUGGCGAACUGCCUUCAUGGCUCGCGGUACAGAAUUGGGGCGAAGAUUGGUUAGGUUAUAAGGACAUCUUACUUUAUAAUCAGGCUAAAAAGGAAUGGGUAAAAGCUACACGCUUGGAAAUUAGUAGAUAUUAUUUCAGCACAGCGUUUAUGGGGAAUAGUCUCUACUUCAUCGGCGGACGCAGCAGGGAUGGCGUAAGCAAAGCUGUGCUCAGCUACAAUUUGCUAACAAAAAAAAUUACAACGAUGCCGUCGUUGCAAGAUAAGCGUACUGCCGCAUGUGUUGCUGUGGUGAAUAAUUCUAUAUAUGUUUUUGGUGGUAAGGCGGAUAAUUCGUUGGCUAGUGUGGAAUGUUACAGUAUGUCAAUAGGGCGCUGGGAGCAUAAAUCUGGCAUGCCUACACCUCGCGCGGCAGCUGGUGUUGCCAUCUUGAAUGAUGAUGUAUACUUAAUAGGUGGUAAAGAUUUACGCACCUUAAACAAAGUAGACCUUUAUAAUGUUUCCACAAAUAGGUGGUAUAAUUGUAGUGCAAUGGCCGAAGCACGUGAAAGUCCAGCUGUGACUGUGCAUCAAGGCCUUAUUUACGCAAUGAGUGGAGGUUUCCGUGAUUUAAAAACCGUCGAACGUUACGAUCCAAAGCAAGACAAAUGGACUAAGAUAGCUUCGUUAAAUGUCGCACGUAGAUAUAUCUGCGCCGCCUCAAUAGGUGAUCAAUUGUGGGCAUUUGGUGGUGUGAUUGGUCCCGCACAGUGGGACGAUACUGUCGAGGUUUACGAUGUGGCCAACGAUAAGUGGUUAGUAAAAAAAAAAUUGCCGGUAACUGGAAAAUUUGAUUGUGUGACACUGCCUACAAACGUGGCCGAUAAUCUUAAUUGA